This is a messenger RNA of Armigeres subalbatus, 3053 nucleotides long. RefSeq lists its product as uncharacterized. The record is from RefSeq and is a predicted model, not a curated record. Gene Ontology annotation, cellular component: nucleus. Gene Ontology annotation, biological process: cell fate commitment; regulation of transcription by RNA polymerase II. Gene Ontology annotation, molecular function: DNA-binding transcription factor activity, RNA polymerase II-specific; RNA polymerase II cis-regulatory region sequence-specific DNA binding. Lineage: Eukaryota; Metazoa; Arthropoda; Insecta; Diptera; Culicidae. The coding region runs from base 277 to 2934 and encodes 885 amino acids. The transcript has 5 exons.
AAAAGGGCGACGAACGACCGAAGAAGAGCGAGUGAAAUUUUUUCUCCAGUCAAACUGAAUCGGGUUUGCGAGGCGACAAGACAGAAAGACGGAAGCUGUCCCGAGUUGAGAAGAUAAAAGUUUUUAUCCGGACAAAAAUCCCUGUGCAGAAUCGGUGCAAGUGAACUGAAAAGUGGUGCAAAUCGUGACUGAGGAUCCGAGGCAGCGGAAGUGCAUAUUGAAUCGUGGAAUCCGAGGUUUUUUGAGCGCCAGAAUAAGGAAAACAUCACAUGAAAAAUGUCAUCAAAGCGUAAAUCCCCGCCAAAUAAACUCUCAAAUGCCGGCUCUCCGUCAUCUCCGACGGGCGGAGGAGUUCAAAUCGAAAAGAAUAAUUUCCGUAAAAUAUCCCUCAAAAAUGAGGACUUGAUCAAGCUGUCCCCGGUGAAGGAACUGAACUGCGCCUUCGACCCCAGUUUUCUCUCGAUGCAGAAGUUGCAAGCCCAGGUGGAACCGAAAUACGUCAAGAACGAACACAGCGAGUACAUGAUGAGCCAUCACCAUGCCCAGCAGCAGCAUCACCACGCCCAUCACCAACAGCAUCAUCCGUUCGGGGCAUUUGGGGCGGGUAUCUCGGGUGGAAUGCAUCCGGCGCUAUCGAUGGACGGAGAUUUCCAUCAUUUGCCAUUUUUAAAUGUGGCCAGCUAUAUAUUGAAGGGCUCGGAUCCACCACUUGGAAAGAGCGAGAAUUAUCAUCUCGCGAUGAACUUGGACAACUUGAACAUUUCAAACAGCCAACAGCAGCAACAGGAAGCGAUGGCACAACAGGCCCCGCCCCGUAAGGUGAACAACCUGAUUCUGAACCAUUUGAAGUCGAUCGUGGAUAACUUUGAUAGCUUGAAUAAUAAUGUUAAUGAUAAAAGUACAACUACUCCACCGCCGCCAGUGGCGAUUCCGCCGCAACAGUCUACGCUAGGUGCCAACAAGAACAUAGUCAUGGACGACCCCGUGCUCCCACCUUCGUCCGGUGUCUCGAUGCUGAACAAUCACAACUCGGAGAAAAACAACUACGAAGGCUUUCGCACGCGCAUGGACGAACGUCUCAGCAAUCUGCAUCUCAGCAAGCGGGAAAUCAAUCUGAUGCGGCUGAACCUAAGCCUGUUGGACUUCCCGAACGAGAUUCCGCCGAGUUUGUUGAACAGUCGCCAUAACAACUACGAUCAACGAACAUCACCGCAAACGGGGGACGAUCUCAACUGCAGCACGUCGCAGAACAACGUGAACAUCAAGCUGAUUAAAAGAAGCUUCAAGGAGUCCCUCUACGAGAAGGAGAAAAAUAUCAACCGGCUCAUCAUGUACUUCACCAUCUGGCGCGAGAUGCUCCUGAAGGCGGAGUUUGUAAGGCUAACGGGGUGCCGCCGAACCGCAGCAGCGCCCGGAAGUGGAUUAAAACAGCGCGAUACCGCGAACAAUGCCGAUAACAAAAAGUACAAAUUUAACAACACUUCCAAAUCGAACCUGGAUCCAUCUAUGAUUCCACCGCCAUGCUCAACCGUUGUCAGCACUCCUUCCCAGCGAGCUUCGCCAACUGCAACCGCCACUGGCCCCACCGGUCUCAACCCCAGGGCUGCACUCCAGUCAAGUGUCACACCCACCACCUCCCUAUCCCCACCGGACUGCGGUACCCCUACCGGGGACGAUGUCACCGACCCGUCAGAGAACUGCAUCCAACGCUACCGGAACGUAUUCCAGGCCAUAGCCACCACCAAACCGGACCUAGGAGGCCGCGUGAUUCCGCGGAAGAACAGUCGAAAGCGUCCCACCGGAUACCCGGACGAUCUGCUGCUGGAUAAUUCUUCGCCCGUUGACCUGCGGUCCGGUCCAACAACCCCGUCAUAUGAAAUAGAUUACGACAACGGCAAGAAGGAAGACCAAAGAUAUCUGAAGGAUGACGCACCGAUCAACUUAAGCAAGCGCAAGAACGACUACCGGGAGAGUCCGAUACCGGAGUUGCACAACGGGAACAAGCUUCCGGCUAGUCUAUUCAAUCACUGUGAUCCGGAUGAUUUGAGUCAGCGGAUGGAUAGCGGCGGUGGUGGCGGAGGAAUGUCAAUGCUGGACAAGGAAGCCGAAAAGUAUUUGCUCAAACCCAAGAGGGAACGUCUCGAUCCGGAAUCUAGUCUAUUCGAUUACAAACCGGACGUGCUCAAACCCAAGCUCAGUCUGUAUCAAUCGCCCAGUCCACAUCAUAGUCCAGAGUCAGAAAAACAACAGAUGCUGAGCGAUGCCGGUUAUGGAUUGCCGCAACCAUUUUUCAUUAAAAAUCCGGACGCCCACGGAAGUCCGAUCCAACCUCCGGGGCUGCCAGUGCCAUUCAACAGUAGUGCCAUGCUGGACAACAUGAACCGCCAUCUGCUACGACAGCAACAACAAAUGAAUGCUAGCGUCCCGACCGGAGGGAGCAGCAAAAAGGACAAGUCUGCCAGUCAGCUUGCCAUGGAUCUUAACGCAGCAGAUCUAAAUUCUUCGCGGCGAUCCGGGUCGGACAAGAACCACAUCAAGCGACCCAUGAAUGCGUUUAUGGUGUGGGCCAAGGACGAGCGGCGGAAAAUCCUCAAAGCCUGUCCGGACAUGCACAACUCCAACAUUUCCAAAAUUCUGGGAGCUCGCUGGAAGGCUAUGACCAACCUGGAGAAGCAACCGUACUACGAGGAGCAGGCCAAGCUCUCGAAACAGCACAUGGAGAAGCACCCGGACUAUCGGUACAGGCCGCGGCCGAAGCGAACCUGCAUCAUCGACGGCAAGAAGAUGCGCAUCUCCGAGUACAAAGUGCUGAUGAAGAGCCGACGGCAGGAGAUACGGCAGUUCUGGACGCGGGACUACGACGGAUCCAGCGAUCAGGGCUACGCGCCGGAGAAGCCCCCCACCGGGAAGAUCAUAAAGAAUGAGGCCAUGUGAGACGAGGCCGGUUGGGAGUUGGGGCCGUUUGGGGUGUGAAUUUUUCUUCGAUUGUGGGAUGGGAAUUGUAAGCAUGGGGAGGUCUAUUAUAAAGAAAUUAAAUAUCUGGACGGAGAAAA